This is a messenger RNA of Alternaria conjuncta, 417 nucleotides long. RefSeq lists its product as uncharacterized. NCBI's taxonomy places the organism in Eukaryota, Fungi, Ascomycota, Dothideomycetes, Pleosporales, Pleosporaceae. The transcript has 2 exons. Bases 1 to 417 code for a protein of 138 amino acids. The record is from RefSeq and is a predicted model, not a curated record.
AUGAGGUUCUCUGCCAUCGCGUCUUUCUUUGCUGUUGCCGUGGCCAGCGCCGCGGCCGAUGUCACGCCUCGAUACGAUGUCGACAACUUCUCUGCAUACUGUGUCGCUGACGGCGGACUCUACGACUUCGAAGUUCGUCAGCAUGCGAACGGCGAGACGAUCCCCACAGAAUGCGACACAUCUGCCAAGGGCGAUGGAGCCCUUCCGAGUGUCUCCGAAGGUACAUGCAAGAGAUCUUCGCGCACUUUUGCCGUGAUCAGGGAAGAGGAUGGCAGCCUCAACUUCUCCGUGAGCCAGCAGAUCACACCGAUCUCCUUUACGGUCGGCAACCACACCAUCUCCGCGGACCAGAUCGAGAAGAAGGACGGGCAGGAGACAUACGUUGGGCCGAAGAGCUUCGGCCUGUACAGUUCUUAA